CACCGCCGCCACCCCGCCGCCCCGCCGCCCCUGUCGGCUGCGCCGUGACGCCGGCAUGAGCCUGGCCCGCCGCCUGCCCAGCGAGCGCCCCCGACCCGGGCCGCGGCGCCCAGCAGGCGCUGGGCGAAGGAGCUGCUAGAACAAUGCUGAGGCGGGUGAGGUGAGGAGCCGCCAGGCUGUGUGCUGUGUGCGGAAAACCCGAAGGAGUGUCUCGAACAGGUGAUCAGAGGAGCCGGAAACGGAGGCCACCUGGGCAUUCCUCCCCUCGCCUUGGCCAGACCCGGCACCCAAGAGAAGGUGGGGAAACCAUGGCGACCAAUUUCAACGACAUCGUCAAGCAAGGCUACGUGAAGAUGAAGAGCAGGAAGCUCGGGAUAUACCGCAGGUGCUGGCUGGUGUUCCGGAAAUCCUCCAGCAAAGGGCCACAGCGGCUGGAGAAGUAUCCUGAUGAGAAGUCCGUGUGCCUCCGAGGCUGCCCCAAGGUGACCGAGAUCAGCAACGUUAAGUGUGUCACGAGGCUCCCCAAGGAGACCAAGAGGCAGGCCGUGGCCAUUAUCUUCACUGAUGACUCAGCCCGUACCUUCACCUGUGACUCAGAGCUGGAGGCAGAGGAGUGGUACAAGACGCUGUCCGUGGAGUGUCUGGGGUCGCGGCUCAACGACAUCAGUCUGGGAGAGCCAGACCUCCUGGCCCCAGGGGUGCAGUGUGAGCAGACGGAUCGCUUCAACGUCUUCCUGCUGCCCUGCCCCAACCUGGAUGUGUAUGGAGAGUGCAAGCUGCAGAUCACCCACGAGAACAUCUACCUCUGGGACAUACACAACCCCCGCGUGAAGCUCGUCUCGUGGCCCCUUUGCUCAUUGCGUCGCUAUGGCCGGGAUGCCACACGCUUUACCUUCGAGGCUGGCCGGAUGUGUGACGCUGGGGAAGGGCUCUACACCUUCCAGACGCAGGAAGGGGAACAGAUUUACCAGCGGGUCCACAGUGCCACCCUGGCCAUCGCCGAGCAGCACAAGCGGGUCCUGCUAGAAAUGGAGAAGAAUGUGAGGCUGCUGAACAAGGGCACAGAACAUUACUCCUAUCCCUGCACGCCCACCACCAUGCUGCCCCGCAGUGCCUACUGGCACCACAUCACGGGCUCCCAGAAUAUUGCCGAGGCCUCCAGCUAUGCCGGUGAGUCCCUGCAGGGCCCCCCACGCACCUGCCACGAGGCUCCGUGGAAGACGAGGCCUUCUGGGCAGAGGUCUUUGGACCUGGACCUGAGUCCUGAGUCCGCCUCUGUGUCCGCAGGUGAGGGGUACGGGGCAGCCCAAGCCAGCUCGGAAACGGACCUUCUCAACCGAUUCAUCCUGUUAAAGCCAAAGCUCCCCCAGGGGGACAGCAGCGAGGCCAAGACCCCGGGCCAGUGACGGCAGGGCUAGUGUGCACAGUGACAGUUGGGGCUGCCUGCGGCGUGCUGUGGACAGCCUGAGGGGCUGCCGGCCCCUGGAGCAAGGGCCUGGACAAAGGGAACAAGCUGUCCCUUCCUUGCCCCCGACGGUAAGGCUGGACCAAGGCAAAGGGCUGGCCACACCACCUGAGCAUGUGUGACGGGCUGGAGCUGCCAUGGACUAUAUACUGUUAAGGAUUUUAAUAUAUACGGCUUAUGACAUAUUCUGUAUUAAUGAAUUUCCCCGUCCCUCCCUGCCACCACAUACACAUUUUUUAACCCCAUGACCAGGCCACAGUCCAGGCUGGUUUUGAAUGUGCCUGUCCUCCAUGGCACAGCCCCCCUGCUGCCAGGACUUGCUUGAGCUGCCAGGGCCAAGGGAGACAAUCAGCUGACUGCUGGCCUUUCCCAGGCAGCCCCAGGGCUAACACAGCAGGUGGCUUUCCAAUUCCUCUGGGCCUAGAGUGGCACAGGAAGGAUCUGAACUUACACUGUGCCACUUGGUAGCCUGGCACUUGGAGUUUUAAGCAGAGGUGACAUGUGGUUGACACCUCAGGUGAAAAUCUAGUUUGAAAAAGGAAAUAUCUGCCCAGGUUCCUUCCUUUUUAGUAGGCUAGAGAGAUACCCUGGGGGUAGGGGUGCUGGUAACCUCAGGCAGAGGAUGGCGGUAGGAUGGCCAGUCCCGAGCUCUUUCCUGACCCAGGGCCAGGCCAGGAGGGAAGGCCGCGGCAGGACUGCAGUGGGGAGCACCCCUGCUGCCCUCUCACUGACCUGGGACAGGCAAUGCCCCCCUUUCCGGGGGGACCCCUCUCCCUGUUUGGCCACCCAAUGGCCAGCCAAAAG
Rhinolophus ferrumequinum (greater horseshoe bat) is the source of this 2269-nucleotide messenger RNA. It is a transcript of the gene DOK4, whose product is annotated as docking protein 4. The transcript is spliced from 8 exons. The record is from RefSeq and is a predicted model, not a curated record. The coding region runs from base 309 to 1406 and encodes 365 amino acids. Lineage: Eukaryota; Metazoa; Chordata; Mammalia; Chiroptera; Rhinolophidae. Gene Ontology annotation, cellular component: cytoplasm. Gene Ontology annotation, biological process: positive regulation of MAPK cascade; cell surface receptor protein tyrosine kinase signaling pathway.